Messenger RNA from Debaryomyces fabryi, 1338 nucleotides. RefSeq lists its product as uncharacterized. Bases 1 to 1338 code for a protein of 445 amino acids. Gene Ontology annotation, molecular function: RNA polymerase II cis-regulatory region sequence-specific DNA binding. Gene Ontology annotation, cellular component: cytoplasm; nucleus. The record is from RefSeq and is a predicted model, not a curated record. The transcript has a single exon. Lineage: Eukaryota; Fungi; Ascomycota; Pichiomycetes; Serinales; Debaryomycetaceae.
AUGACUACAAAGACCCAAGAAAAGCGAAAGGAUCCGUCCAGCAGGCCUUACAAGUGCACAAUGUGUGACAAGGCAUUUCACCGACUCGAACACCAAACAAGACACAUAAGAACCCAUACGGGGGAGAAGCCCCACAGCUGUUCAUUUCCCGGAUGUUUUAAGAAAUUCAGUCGUUCAGACGAGCUUACUAGGCACUCCAGGAUCCAUACUAAUCCCAAUUCACGUCGAAACAAGAACUUGAGUAAAUCUCAGCAAAAAAUACCGGUACCCCCGCAAACUCCAAAAGCAGACCAGUCAGACCAAUCCCACGAAGAAAUACAAAUAAUUCAAGAAAAAACACAACCGGGACAUAUUAAAUCGGAAAAUGGAGAACUGGAUGAAUCGAUAAAACAGGUACGUAGUGCUCUUGGACCGCCUCUAAAGGUGAAUAGUUCGGAGUCAUCGUUUUCAUCGAACCUGUUGGGAAAAAAUAAGUCUCAUAAUUCUGAUGAUUUUACUAAUAAGGAUAACAAAUCAGAAAACAGUGAAGAUGAAAUGCAGAGUACGCCGCCUCUGGAUGAUUGUACCUCUCAUGCCACGGUAUCAAAUGCGCAAAAGAAUAUCGAUAUUUUGGCGUCUGCAGCUUCGGAAGAGUUGGAAAACUUAAACUCCAAGUCAUUACCAUCAUUGACGGACUACUUCAAUAACGGUAAAACAGUUCCAUUUUCGGUAGCUGCUCCAAAGUCAAUAAACUCAUCCAGCUCUACGAACAAUUUACAAUAUUUAUCUAAUGUGGCUAUGAUGUCUUCUAACAAGCGUCAUUCUAAGAGCUCAACUACAUUAGCGGGUAAAGGCCACACUAAUGCUUUGUCUGUUUUGCAAAGGAUGACACCAUUAAACCCGGUGCCCCAGAAUUCGCAUGCCUUACAGGAUUCUGAUUUCGAUUACGUGAAACAGAGGUUGAAGAAAUCAAGACCUAAUUCUCCUGACAAUAGCAAACAUUUCACUUUACCUAACUCCCCCGUGCUUGGUUUAUCAUCUACUACAACUCCUAUAAUAUCCGCUAAUAAUAGUUCCACCAAUUUAGCUUCGUUAAUGAUGGCAUCAUCCUCGAAUAAUGUUAACACUGAUGGUGGUUUUAUACCAAGACAGAACAAUUCGUCUCCACCACCACCGCCACAUAAUGCUUUUGAUAGAAACAGCUUUAAGGAUGAUAAUAGCUUACCCCCAUUAAGAAGUUUGAAAUUGGAUUUGCCUACUAAUUUGCCAAUGCAAUCUAUCAAUGCUUCAUUUGAUAUGGGUUCCACAAUCAAAAGUGCGCCAUUUCCUUCUAAUAAUGGUGAAGGACGUCAUUAUUGA